CCGGUGUAAUGGUGGAAAGACGUGUUCAAAAUGUCUCAGCCAUCAGAUGAGGAUUUACUGCAUUAUGAGCAAGUUCUGAACUUGCUGACUGAAGGACCCAGGAGCGAGGUCGUUGAGCAGCUGCUUCAUGAUGGAUCCGAGGAGGAAUUUGAUACUAUACGCGAAUAUUUCUUCGAAAAAGCCAAGAUAAAAGUCACGGAGCAUUGUAAUUCGAUUUUUGGACCGUUGGCUGAACGGGAGGAAAACGAAGUCCCUGUGAAUCUCCAGCCUAAGAAACGUCAGGGUAAGAAUAAAUUAACGAACACUGUAAUGGAUAUAUGCGAUUUAUACCUAUAUAUAACUGACAAUUUGGAUAUGUUUCCAAAGGGCGUUCUUAGUACGAACAGCUUUCUGCCUGAGGCGACCAUGUCCAGGGAAGCAUGUAACAAUAUGCACCGCAAUGAUAGGGCAGCGUCCAUGGAUGUUACUAUCACUUUGCUAACCCAGAGGGUUAAGGAGCUCGAGGAUGAAAAGGGGCUUAUGAAAAAGGAUAUUGGUGUCUUAACCUCGAAACUAGAGGAAAUGACAGUUACAUGUAAAACGUUACAAUCUGAUUUUUCUAAAAUGGCCCAGAAUUUGAACUCUACGCUGGAAAAUUUAGCCUCAACUGCCGACCUCGCAAAUCCUAAUUCGACCAUCAAGCAAAAUCAGAAGGCUAUGGCUAAUUUCGCAAAAUCCAGCCUUGCGGUUUUGUCGGGAGUGAGUUGCAGUAAUCUGAGUAAACCCAAUGACCCUAAUGUCCCAGUUAUUGACCGGUCAAAUAAUGUAAACAAUAAUAAUAGAAACAGUAACAUUGGAAUACCUAUUGACCGCCCCCAAACUCCAAAUCUGGCCCCAGGCAGUGAUGGGUACCCGAAGUUAGAUAAAGAUGAUCCAGCACCUAACCCAAACGCAGACACCGCUAAUGCUGAUGCGAACACCCAGUUAGAGUCCACGAAACGGACGUUAACCCCUGCGGAACGCCAUGACGCGUUGAUUCCUGAUAACCCCCCAGAUACUGACACCUCCCAUACCAAAGAGGACGACGCCCCCGAGACCCCCAAGAAUGAAUCUUGGUCUGAAUACGCUUUCGGACGAUGGGUCAUAUCAGGUUAA
Owenia fusiformis is the source of this 1134-nucleotide messenger RNA. NCBI's taxonomy places the organism in Eukaryota, Metazoa, Annelida, Polychaeta, Sabellida, Oweniidae. The record is from the annotation of a GenBank genome assembly.